This is a messenger RNA of Theobroma umbraticum, 3346 nucleotides long. Its product is annotated as Insulinase (Peptidase family M16) protein. Gene Ontology annotation, molecular function: metal ion binding; metalloendopeptidase activity. Gene Ontology annotation, biological process: proteolysis. Lineage: Eukaryota; Viridiplantae; Streptophyta; Magnoliopsida; Malvales; Malvaceae. The record is from RefSeq and is a predicted model, not a curated record.
AUGGAUUUGCUGCCGACAGAGAACUCGCAGAUCGCAAAGAAGCACGGGUUCAGGUCCUUAAAGCUGGUAAACGUGGAGCUGGACCAAGAGUUCCAACACGAACCCUUCGGAGUGGACUACGGCAGACUCGACAAUGGACUCGUUUACUAUGUUCGUUGUAAUUCCAAGCCCCGAAUGAGAGCCGCUCUUGCUCUCGCGGUCAAAGUCGGCUCAGUUUUGGAAGAGGAAGAUGAGCGUGGAGUUGCUCACAUAGUUGAGCAUCUUGCUUUCAGUGCCACUAAAAGAUACACAAAUCAUGAUAUUGUCAAGUUCCUUGAAAGUAUUGGAGCCGAAUUCGGUGCUUGUCAGAAUGCAGUAACGUCCGCUGAUGAGACAGUGUACGAGCUGUUUGUUCCUGUUGAUAAGCCUGAGCUGUUGUCUCAGGCCAUUUCAGUCUUGGCGGAGUUCAGUUCAGAGAUUCGAGUCUCGAAAGAUGAUUUGGAAAAGGAAAGAGGGGCUGUAAUGGAAGAGUAUAGAGGAAACAGAAAUGCCAGUGGAAGGAUGCAGGAUGCACAUUGGGCUCUGUUGAUGGAAGGUUCCAAGUAUGCCAUGCGCUUACCAAUUGGAUUGGAAAAAGUAAUUCGAACUGUGUCUUCUGAAACAGUGAAGCGAUUUUAUAAAAAAUGGUACCAUCUGCACAAUAUGGCAGUGAUAGCUGUUGGAGAUUUUUCUGAUACGAAGAGUGUUGUUGAGUUGAUAAGGACUCAUUUUGGGGAGAAAAACUCAGCACCUGACCCUCCAAUUAUACCAUUAUUUCCUGUUCCUUCUCACGAGGGGCCACGUUUUUCAUGUUUUGUGGAAUCUGAAGCUGCUGGGUCUGCAGUGAUGAUUAGCUAUAAGAUGCCAGCAGAUGAGCUAAAGACAGUGAAAGACUAUAGGGACAUGCUUGCAGAGUCCAUGUUCCUACAUGCUCUAAAUCAGAGGUUCUUUAAAAUCUCCCGUAGGAGAGAUCCACCCUAUUUCUCAUGCUCUGCUGCUGCAGAUGCUCUUGUUCGCCCCUUAAAGGCUUAUAUUAUAAGCUCAUCUUGUAAGGAAAAAGGGACGUUAGAGGCCCUAGAAUCAAUGCUUAUUGAGGUUGCGAGGGUGCGACUUCAUGGGUUUUCAGAACGUGAAAUAUCAGUUGUCCGAGCUUUGUUGAUGUCAGAGGUUGAAUCUGCCUAUUUGGAGCGCGAUCAAAUGCAAUCAACUAGCUUGCGGGAUGAAUACAUUCAGCACUUUAUCCAUAAUGAACCUGUUAUUGGUAUUGAGUAUGAAGCUCAACUGCAAAAAUCUAUUCUGCCUUAUAUAUCUGCAUCAGAGGUGUCCAAGUAUGCAGAGAAAUUACAAACAUCAUGUAGCUUUGUCCUAAAGACAAUUGAACCUCAAGCCUCUGCUACAAUUGAUGACCUAAAAAAUAUUAUGUUGAAGAUCAAUAAUCUUGAGACGGAAGGGAGCAUUUCCCCAUGGGAUGAUGAGUACAUUCCAGAAGAAAUUGUUAAUAUAAAGCCGAGUCCAGGGUACAUUGUAGAGCAGAUAGAGUACUCAAAUAUUGGAGCUACUGAAUUAACUCUAUCAAAUGGCAUGCGGGUUUGCUAUAAGUGUACAGACUUUUUUGAUGAUCAGGUUCUUUUUACAGGGUUCUCGUAUGGGGGUUUAUCUGAACUUCCUGAAAAUGAGUACUUUUCAUGUUCAAUGGGAUCAACCAUUGCUGGAGAAAUCGGUGUAUUUGGUCAUAGACCAUCAGUGCUCAUGGACAUGCUUGCUGGCAAGAGAGUAGAAGUUGGUACAAAGCUUGGGGCCUAUAUGAGAACUUUCUCUGGUGAUUGUUCACCUUCAGACUUGGAAACUGCCUUGCAGCUUGUCUAUCAACUAUUUACGACAAAUGUGACUCCAGGAGAAGAAGAAGUCAAAAUAGUGAUGCAAAUGGCAGAAGAAGCAGUUCAUGCUCAAGAGAGGGAUCCUUAUACUGCAUUUGCAAACCGGGUGAAAGAACUCAACUAUGGAAACUCUUACUUUUUCCGGCCUAUUAGAAUAAGUGACCUCAAAAAAGUUGAUCCAGUAAAAGCGUGUGAAUAUUUCAACAGCUGUUUUAAGGACCCAUCAACUUUUACUGUUGUAAUAGCAGGGAAUAUUGAUCCCACAAUUGCACUACCUUUAAUAUUGCAGUAUUUGGGUGGAAUACCAAAGUCUCCUGAACCUAUAUUCCAUUAUAACCGCGAUGAUCUCAAAGGAUUACCAUUUAAAUUUCCAACAACCAUAAUUAGAGAGGUGGUACGCAGCCCCAUGGUAGAAGCACAAUGCUCAGUCCAGCUAUGCUUUCCUGUGGAGCUGAAGAAUGGAACAAUGGUAGAAGAGAUUCACUGUGUUGGGUUCCUGAGCAAACUUCUUGAAACAAAAAUAUUGCAGGUUCUUCGUUUCAAGCAUGGGCAGAUCUACUCUGCAGGUGUUUCUGUAUUUCUUGGUGGCAACAAACCUUCUAGAACUGGUGAUGUUCGUGGAGAUAUGAGCAUAAAUUUUUCUUGUGAUCCAGAAAUCUCCUCAAAGCUGGUGGAUCUUGCGUUGGAUGAAGUAGUGCGUCUUCAAGAAGAAGGGCCUUCAGAUCAGGAUGUUGCAACCAUACUUGAAAUUGAACAGAGAGCGCAUGAAAAUGGACUGCAGGAGAAUUAUUACUGGCUGGAGAGAAUUUUACGGAGCUACCAGUCAAGGAUCUAUUCUGGUGAUGCUGGCACUUCAUUUAAGAUUCAAGAGGAAGGACGGUCCAGGGUUAGAGAAUCUCUGACACCUUCAACAGCUCAGUCGGCAUUGCAAAGGAUAAUGCCUUACCCUUGCAAAAAUCAAUACACUGUUGUGAUUCUUAUGCCACAAGCAUCUCGGUUUAAGUUGCUGAGAUCACUUUUUCAACAUACUGCUCAUGGGAGUGAUGCAAAGAUUUUAGCCGGCAUUGCUGGUUUGACAGUUCUGGCUGCCUGCUUAUGGAAAUAUUCACGGAAGUCUUAAGACACCUUUAUGUGUAAACUUCUUUUGCUGGGGAAGCAUGAACCUUCCAGCAAGAAUUAGGAUUGGAUUAUUUGUUCAUUGAUGUUCAAGAUACAGCCAUACAGGUUGCUCGGAGUCAUCAUGGGAAGCAGCCACUAAACUUACCUCUGGGUUUCAGUAUAUGCUUAAAACAAACGUAUACUCAUUUUUAUCACCUGCCAAUAUUACUGUAUCAUUGAAUACUUUUUCCUUUUCAUUUGUAACUCAACAAUUUUUUGAUGGUGUAAGAUUAGUCUUGCUGAGGAUGUUAAGACCUCAAAACACAGAAAUGAAAUCAUUAGACAAUUUAAAA